GUCACCCGCUCAGAUGAUUGCGCAUCGGUACGUCAGUGAGUAGGUGUGUUUGGUAAAUUUCGCGAUGUUCAAGCCGCUGUCGAAGAUAAUUCUAUCAUUCCACGAGUUUUCCGGCUUUGUGUUGUGUGUGCGGUUGGCAUGCCAGUGAUGUAAGCCGCCCCCGCCUUACAAACAGCGCACUUUUGGUAGCAUAACCUGCGGAAAACCGGGCGGCACAUCACUUGCCAGCUCAUCAACAAUUAACAACAAUUGGAGUUGUUUAAAACGUGUGAAAUAACAAUAAAGGGGCGGCUUGUUACGCCCCCGAGGUCGUGGUGAUGGCUUUCGACGGUAGGGAGCUACUGAUAGUGCUACAGAAUGAUUUGAAGUCAUUGUCAUCAGAAACGAAGAAAAAGUAUCCACAUAUUAAAGAAUCAUGUGAAGAGGCUAUUUUAAAGUUGAGAAAUAGUCAAUCAACACCACCAACACAGAUUUAUUAUGUCAUUAAUCAGAUUAUUUUUCCUUUGGCACAAGGAUGUGAAACGAAGGAUAUGAAAAUUAUAAAAUGUUGUUUGCAAAUUAUGCAAAGAUUAAUAACACAACAAGUGUUGGAUGCGAAAGGAGCUCGUUUUAUAACAGAUGCUUUAUGGCAUUUAAUGGAAGCUGGUAUUGAAGAGGUGAAAAUUCUUCAAUCAGUAACAUUAUUGUUGACAACAAAUGCUGUCGUCCAUGGCGACACAUUGGCAAAGACUUUAGUACUGUGUUUUCGUCUCCACUUCUCCAAAAAUCACACAAUCGUCAACACUGCAGGUGCAACAGUCCGCCAACUAGUCUCGCUGGUUUUCGAACGAGUUGUAGCUGAAGAUGAAAAACUAGAAAACGAAUUGCAAUCGCAAGUCCCACCUCAACCACGACAAGUAAACUUUGAAGAACUUAAAGUUCCAAGUAGUAGCCCCCCAAAAGGUCUACCACCAUGCGCAGGAGAUGCUUUUCUUUUAUUUCAAGAUUUAGUUCAACUUGUUAACGCAGAUCAACCUUAUUGGUUGCAAGGAAUGACUGAAAUGACGCGCACGUUCGGACUUGAACUAUUGGAAUCAGUUUUAACACAGUUUUCGGAUGUUUUCUACAAAAACGCUGAGUUUAGCUUUCUUCUAAAAGAACGUGUCUGUGCGUUGGUAAUAAAACUCUUCUCUCCGAACAUUAAAUAUCGCAGCACGAUCCCCGCCAGCGUGCAACAAGCGACUCCUUUUGAUAAACCGUAUUUUCCGAUCAGCAUGCGACUGUUGCGUGUUGUAUCAAUUUUAAUUCAAAAAUACCACGUGCUGUUGAUAACUGAAUGUGAGAUUUUUCUGUCGUUGAUUGUGAAGUUCUUGGAUCCUGACAAACCUAGCUGGCAGCGUGCACUGGCUUUGGAAGUGCUGCAUAAGAUGACCAUUCAACCGGCGUUGUUGAAUUCGUUUUGUGAGUUUUACGACUUGAAGACGCAUACGACGAGUAUUUUCAAGGAUAUUGUUAAUUCUAUGGGCGCGUAUGUGCAAUCUUUGUUUGUUAAUCAACAGUUACAAGUUGGAAUUGCAAUUGGUGCGGGAGUAAAUCAACCCUACGGUGCUUCGAAUACACCGCCGAGUGCUUCACAGGCUGGGUUUAUUUCUCGAGGGAUUUGGUUGCCAUUAUAUGCAGUGUUUCCAACUGGGCAAGCUAAAAGCACAUAUUUGGAAAUGUUAGACAAGACUGAACCACCACUAAUCCCUGACGGUUACGGUAUCUCCGUGGCAUAUGCCUGCCUCUUAGAGAUAAUCCGCUCACUACAAAUAAGCAUCGGUCCCACACAUCCCGAAGACCCACCUGAUGGUGUAGCCCCUGAAGAUCUACCCCAGAAAUCAAUUACCACCCCCGCAAACAAAGACCUCCAUUGCCAGCUGAUAAAAUCCAGUUGGUGUGGUCUACUCGCCGCGCUUAGUCCUCUAAUGGAGGCUAGUACAGACGAAGGCGUCACUGAACGCAUCCUCAAAAGCAUGCAAACAUUUGCUGCUCUUUGCGGAUCUCUUGAACUGCACACACCACGUGAUGCUUUCAUCACCGCCAUUUGUAAGUCAUCUCUACCGCCACAUUAUGCACUUACUGUGUUGAACGCUGUCACACCUGGUGGAUCUCUACGAACGACUGCUAUUGACAGUGUGUCGUGUCAGGGUCAGAACGAAGACUAUCGCCAACAGCAACAAAUUGUAGCUGUUGGUACACCGUUACCAACAUCAUCUGUACCGGCUGGUACUCCACAGGGACCGGUUAUGUUGACAGCUAAGAAUUUACAGAGUAUGCGGACUUUGUUAUCGCUAGCGCAUUGUCAUGGGAGUAUAUUGGGUUCAUCAUGGCAUCUUGUUUUGACUACGCUGCAACAUUUAGUCUGGAUUUUGGGGUUGAAGCCAUCAACUGGUGGUAGUCUCAAAGCAGGUCGUGUGAAUGAUAAUAAUUCAAUCAUUACCACAUCUGUAAUGGCGGAUUUGCCUGUGUUGUCGACUAUGUUAAGUCGAUUGUUUGAAUCCAGUCAGUAUUUGGAUGAUGUAGCCCUGCAUCAUUUGAUAAACGCGUUGUGUAAACUCUCACAAGAGGCGAUGGAGUUGGCUUAUAAUAAUCGGGAGCCAUCUUUAUUUGCUGUGGCUAAACUACUUGAAACGGGGAUUGUUAACAUGAGUAGAAUUGAGGUGUUGUGGAGACCAUUGACGAAUCAUUUGCUUGAAGUCUGUAGACAUCCUCAUAUGCGUAUGAGAGAAUGGGGUGUUGAGGCGAUAACUUAUCUGGUUAAGGCGGCAUUGUUGUAUAAGCAUGAAGUGCCGUUGAAAGAGAACCAAAAGUUGCAAACUUUACUAUUGGGACCAUUAAGUGAGUUGUCUUCUGUACCGCAUGGUGAUGUGCGGUCCAGGCAGCUGGAUUGCGUGUUGGAGAUUCUUCAUGGGUCUGGGGAGACGUUGAAACAUGGAUGGCCGCUUGUGAUUGGCAUAAUUGGAGCUGUUAGUGAACAUCAUGGGGAAACAUUGAUUCGUUUAGCGUUUCAAUGUCUUCAAUUGGUCAUCACUGACUUUCUGCCAGUGAUGCCAUGGAGAUGUCUUCCACUUUGUGUGGAUACCGUGGCAAAGUUUGGUUCACAAACACAAGAGUUGAAUAUUUCCUUGACAGCUGUCGGAUUAAUGUGGAACAUCUCCGACUAUUUUCACCAAUACCAACCGAAACUCAGCGUGAUUCUGAGUGAAGACGCCAAUGUAUUCCCAGAGUUCCCUGGUAUAGUCAACAUGCCCAAUUGUGAUAAACUCUGGAUGUGUCUCUACACGCGCCUGGGCGACCUCUGCGUAGAUUGUCGCCCUGCCGUGCGCAAAUCAGCUAGCCAAACCCUUUUCUCCACUAUUUCCGCCCACGGUGCUCUCCUAAAACAAUCCACCUGGCAAGCCGUCAUCUGGCAAGUCCUCUUCCCAUUACUUGACAGGGUACACUAUCAUUCACAAUCGGCAAGCACUGAAAAAGUCGACACAGGUGUCAACAUCCUCAUCCAUCAUACCCGUAACACUGCACAGAAACAAUGGGCUGAAACCCAAGUGCUAACACUAUCUGGAGUUGCAAGAGUAUUCAACACAAAACGUCAACUGCUUCAAGCAUUGGGCGAUUUCCCACGAGCAUGGUCUGUAUUAUUAAACUUCAUAGAAAUAUCAGCGCUUGCGAAGAACAACGAGGUGUCCAUUGCGGCAUUGAAGUCUUUUCAAGAGAUUCUCUACUCAAAAGCACAAGAAAAUGAUAAUCUGACUACAAAUGUAGAAGAGAAAGAAAUAUGGACGAAUGCUUGGAAAGUCUGGGUGAAAAUCGGCACGGAAAUAACCGUACCUUUAAUUGAAGGUACUCUUGAAGGUAACACCGAAGACCUUUACCUUCCAAGUCAAGGAUUCCUCACAGCGUUAGUUCAAAUCUUUCCGCAUGUUUUCCAACAUGUCAAAUAUGAAUUCACCGUGCAAGACUUGGAUAGCCUAUGCGCUGUUUUAACCAAUGCUGUGAGCGUGCCAAUAUUUGGCGAGACCAGUCAAUACAUCCUAGUGCAAACCAACGAACUUAAUCUUCAUGAUGGAGCGUUGAAUGCUAUUGAAUUAGUGCAAAAGGAAGCAAUUGGUCGAAAACAAAACCGCAUGUUGCCCGGGAUAUUUAAACAAUUGCUUACAUUCAGUAAGUUCAGUUGUAAUCCACCCACGCAGAUGAAAAACGAACGAGUUGCGGUGGAAUGGUUCACGGUGAAUUAUAUUCCUUUCGGAGAGAAGGCGUUAUCAACAGUUGUCAACCUAUACGAAGCAACUGCUGAUAAUGACGAAGUUAUCGAGAAUGAAGUAUUGACUGAAAUCAUUAGAGCGUUGCAUCUUCCGCUAUCGUUGAAAUACGCGUGUCCUUCGAACAGUACAUGGAAGUUAGCGGCAAAUAGCUUCAUUGUCAUUCUCAAGGUAGGGUUACCAGUUGUUAGGAUGUUGAAGAAUGCGAACAAUAAUGAGAUGUGGGAUCAACUUGCACUCACGUUAAACGAGUACUUAUUCCCAAAAACUUGUAUGCCUCCCGAUAGAGGUCUAGAUGAAAUCGUGUCUGAUGAGGCAACGGAUUGUCAACUCAUCGAAAUUCUACGUACACAAGUCCUACCCUUUUCCAAUUGCAUUCCCAAGGAGUUUAUCCUUAAAGUAGUAGUCCUAUUAAACCGUGGUUCUAUCCAUUCGGCGACCAAUAGCAAUAUGGAUUCUGAAACAGAACUCACAUUGCGUGAGGAAUUCGCAAAGACGUGUUUCGAGACACUUCUGCAGUUCUCAUUGGUUGAUGGUGAAGUACAUCCUCAGAUCUUUAACCAAGAUGAAGGAGGUUUAGCAGGACGGCUUGCAGUAACUGCUCUCCUGCAUAGAUUCCAAGAGGUGUUGAAGAAAUACAUUGACGAUGAGAAGACCAGUGGAAAAUGUCCGCUACCAAGAUAUAGACUGUCCGAGAUUUCGUUCGUACUGAAAGCGAUCACGACCGUCAUCAUAUCGAUGAAGAAGUCGACGCAAACUUUAGAAGAUAGCGCAGCUUGGGAACAAUUGAUAUCCCUUUAUCCGUACCUGGUGGAAUGUACAACGACGUCAUCCACGCAGGUAUCCCGGCCGCUGCGCGAGGCGCUGCUACAAUUCUGUGAUCUGCUGAAGCCACCCGGCCAAACGCUGAAGAUUUCCAACGGGAACUCCUGAAGCCGCACUACAAUAAAAAUCAACACGACAUAACUGCAUAUAAUUAUAUUCAUACGAGUACAUUUCUAUUUGUUGUUCAUCGCUUCAUCCAUCCCCCUCAUAGUGUGUAACUUUGUAAACGAUGGUCAAACACUUACAUUAAUCACUUGUGAUAACAAAAUGGUAGGUCAAGCAAACACCCAUAACAUACGUUUUAACCGUAACUUAAGAUUUAUGAUUUUAGUCAUUUGUUAUCGAUAAUAUUUGAAUAAAUAUUGAGUUUAGA
Dalotia coriaria is the source of this 5478-nucleotide messenger RNA. RefSeq names its product Mon2 homolog, regulator of endosome-to-Golgi trafficking (gene mon2). The record is from RefSeq and is a predicted model, not a curated record. Lineage: Eukaryota; Metazoa; Arthropoda; Insecta; Coleoptera; Staphylinidae. The transcript is spliced from 11 exons. The coding region runs from base 318 to 5213 and encodes 1631 amino acids.